CCUGGUGGCUUUGCAUGUUUGGUGCCUGAUUGGCUGGAAGAUAAGCAUCGUCUGAUUGGCUGAACGACAGACAGGUUUCGUCUGAUUGGCUGAGGGAAAGUGCUCAGCUGAUUUCCAACAAACUUUUCAGCUGUUGCUUGAAUCCAACUUUCCCCAAAACAGUUCAGCUGGCGGCGCGUGCGCAAGUUGUUGGAAGCACAUGGAUGCGCGUGAACUUUGAUGCUGGAGGAUCUGACGGUCAGCUGAUGCGCAAUGGCAGCUUUAAGCAGUGUUAACCUGAAGACUUUGGAGGAUCUGACGCUGGAUUCGGGAUACGGCGCGGGGGACUCGUACCACUCGCUCAGCCUUUCGUCAUCCAAAUCCAACUCUCUGCUCACCUCCACUGCGUACCGGCCAAACCGGUGCUGCCGCUCCGCCUCCACCAACAGCCGCAACGACAGCUGGGACUCCGUGAACACCGUACCGGAGGACCCGGAGGACAUUUUCGCGAGAUGCCCCCGGUUGCCGGAGCUGGAGGAAUUCCCCUGGACGGACGCCGAGGUGGACCGCGUGCUGCGCAAGGUCUCCGUGGGGGAGCGCGCGGCCCGGGCGGACGUCGCGCGCGCCGUGUCUCGGCUGCUGCGGCGGCCGCUGUUGCGCGUGGCGCGCGAGGCGCAGCGGCUGAGUGUGCUGCGAUGCCGGUGCACGCGCCACGAGGUGCAGAGCGCCGCGCGGCUCGUGCUCAGCUGGACGCUCGCCGACGCGUGCGUCUCGGCCGCCGCGCGCGCCAUGUCCCUGUACAGCAUGAGCACCGGGGAGCCGCUGUGCGCGAGCAAGUCGUCGCGCUGCGGCCUCGUCCUGUCCGUGGGCCGCUUCUUCCGCUGGAUGGUGGACACACGGGUGUCGGUGCGCGUCCACGAGCACGCCGCCAUCUGCCUCGCCUCGUGCAUGGAGACUCUCAUGGAGGAGAUCGGGGUCAGGGUUCUGACAGCGUGCGACGCGGGUCGUUUCGGGUAUCCGGUGGCCGCAGAUUUCCUGGAAACAGCAGUCAACGGUGACCCCGAGCUCUAUGGUCUCCUGCAGAACUAUGAACAUCUGAUCUGCGGGAAAAACGCCAACGGCGAACUCUCGCUGCCUGCACACUUCAGCCCCUAUUCUGAGGGACACGCUUCAGGUUCCGAGAGCAGAGAGGAGGCGUGUCUUCAGAUGGAGGUGAGGACGCUGGAGCAGGCUUUGCUGGCCACCUGUGUAGGAAGCAUCUCUGAGCUCAGUGACCUGGUGUCUCGCGCUAUGCGCCACAUGCAGCGUCUGCUUUCGGGGGGCUGCGUCCUCAGUCCUAGCCAUCCCAGCCACAAGCAGCAGCUCUUCUGGUCUCCCGAUGCAUUGCAUACUCUCUACUAUUUCCUGCGCAGUCCACAGAUGGAGUCUAUGGAAAAUCCAAACUUGGAGCCACCCAGGAUGGCACUGAGCAAAGAGAGGCAGUUUCCUUUACUCCCGCCUCUAAUGGAGUGGAUGCGUGUUGCGAUGGUACAUGCUGAGCAUCGGCGGAGUCUUUUAGUGGACAGCGAUGACGUGAGACAGACGGCCAGGCUCCUCCUGCCCGGACUGGACUGUGAACCCAGGCAGCUCAAGCCAGAGUGCUGUUUCAGCUCUUUUAAACGUUUGGACUCGAAGUCUGCUUUAGACAAGUUUAACCUGGACCUGGGUUUCCGCAUGCUCAACUGCGGACGCACUGAUCUGAUUGGUCAGGCCAUCCAGCUGCUCGGGCCUGAUGGAGUAGAUACUAUGGACGAUCAGGGCAUGACUCCUCUGAUGUAUGCCUGCUCAGCGGGAGAUGAAGCUCUGGUCCACAUGCUCAUUCAUGCAGGCGCUAAUCUGGAUCUAGCGGUUCCUAGCUUCUUGCCUAAACACCCAUCUGUUCACCCUGAUAGUCGCCACUGGGUGGCUCUAACCUUCGCUGUGCUGUACGGACAUUUAUCAGUGGUACAGUUGCUGUUGGAUAUGGGGGCUGACGUGGAGGGCUGUGCUCACAAGAGUGGGCACCAGGGCUCGGCAGAGACACCGCUUCAAUUGGCAUCUGCUGCAGGGAACUAUGAGAUGGUCAGCCUGCUCCUGUCCCGUGGUGCUGACCCCAUGCUUCGAGUGCACAGUGGGAGUUCUCUUACAUCGCUGUACGAGGAUAUGAACUGCUUCAGUCAAGCUGCGGCACAUGGACACCGGAAUGUGCUGAGGAAGCUACUGAGUCACCCCCAGCAGCUGCAGGAGGAUGUGCUCUCUCUGGAGGAGAUUUUGGCUGAAGGUGUGGAAGAGGUACAGAGGAAAGAGCAUCGAUCUGUCCCCACUCCCAGUGUAGGGGUCGCCCCACCGCUGACCAAGGUCCGAAUCCGAGCCCUGCAGGAGGCCAGCCUUCACAGUGCCGAGCACGGCUACCUGGAUGUCACAAUGGAGCUCAGAGCACUUGGUGUACCAUGGCGGUUACACAUGUGGCUAGAAUCUCUGCACACAGCACAGCUUCAGUCCAGAACGGAGUUAACCCUCUCCCUCCUGAACGACUUCAGCUCUCUGUGGGAGGAGAAACACUGUGAGGAGCUGAUCUCCGAUGGGCUUCCCCUGCUCUUCUCCAUCAUCUCAACCACGAAGAAUAAAGAGAUCCGGGAGAAGCUGGGAUCCGUGUUUAGCCACUGCUUCGGCUCUGCACCUCUGCCUCCCAUUCCGGAACUGAAGAACUCAUCGGCAGCUCAGUUAGACAGCCAUUUCCUGAAUAACUCUGAGAUGUCGGAUGUGACGUUCCUGGUGGAAGGCAGGCCAUUCUACGCACACAGAGUGCUGCUCAUGUCAGCAUCACAAAGGUUCAAGGAUUUGCUCAGCAUUAACGAGUCCUAUGGCACGGAUCAUAUCGUCGAGAUCGCUGGAAUCAAGCACAGCACUUUUCAGAUGCUGAUGUCUCACCUGUACAGUGCAGGAGCAGGGAACUUGGAUUCAGCAGUGUCUGAUAUGUUAGAGCUUCUGCCAGUGGCGAACUCCUUCCAACUCGCCGCUCUGAAGAGGGUGUGUGAGAUACACUGUGCUGAGCGGAUGAGCGUCCAGAACUCUGUGUCCGUCUACCAUGCGGCCAUGGCAAGCGAUGCGGUGGAGCUGGCUUUCUUCUGCCAAAACUACUUUCUGCAGAAUUUGCCCAUCAUGCUUCAGAGACAAGACUUUGAAGAGCUCCUGCUGGGACCCAAGUGCAACGAAGUUCUCGAAGACCUGCACAAAGCCCUUGUUUCCCGCCUUCGCUCUUUCUGCAGCUCAGGAAAAGGGUGAAGUUGGUAGCCGGAUGUGUACCAUCACCUGUGCGUUCACACAGCGUCUUCUGUCAGCUCGGGUCUCAUUUGCCUUUUGGAGAUGAAUCCGUCAAAAUGGCCUGAGGUGCAAUUUGGAUAAUACACUUAUAUGAACUAUAGAGUUUGGAUAUUUCUAUUUGAAAUAUGGACGUUCUCUGCACUGAAGAAAGUGUAUAUCACUGGAAAUGACUACAUGGGUGGAAUGCAUUCGAGAAAAUUUUUCUCAGAAAUCUCACACAGCAUCUAUUGAGCAAGAAAGCAGAUGUACAAUAGUGGCCUCUAGUGGACGAAAUGUGAAUCGAAUGCUUGCGUUUAAAAUGAAGCCUGUCCAAGUUUGAAACCAAAGAAAGUAAAACUGCAUAUAUUUAAUUUUAUAUUUAUUACUGACAAUAUAUUUACCCCUUACCCUAUACGACUUCCCCUCUUGAAACGUCUUCCUAUUUGUUCCUUUGGUGACUUUUCCAGUACCCUGUAGUAUAACGUAUGCAAGAUUAGGUACAGAUUUUAUACUGUAAAUAUAACAUAUUACAUGCAUUUGUUGCGCUGGUACUGAUUGCCAUUCGUAGAUGUCUAAUUUUAUAUAUAUAUAUAAUUUUUAAUUGAAUAAUAAUUAAAAAAAAAAGGAUUUAAAAGCAAUGUUUUAUGGUAAAUACAUUGGCAGCAGUACAGUGUGAGAGGAAAUGACCUAAUUGGGAGAUUUAUUGUAGAUAACAAGGUUCCAAGCUGAAGCUGUUUAGAAAGCUAGAAGCAGUGUGUAGUCCAGCAUUUAACCCCGAUUUGAAUUUUCUGAUUUAUAUUAAAUAUUUAGAUAGUCAUAUCAUUAUAUUGUUCUACAGUGACACUAAUUAGUAAUGUAAAUCUGGCAAGUUCGAGGUGCUAUAAAAGUCUAUAAUUUCUGAUUUUUGAAUGAAAAGGAUUGAUAUCAUGCUUGGAAAGUUUUCUGCAUCACAUGAGAAGAAAAAAAAAACCACAAUGUAAAUGAGAAGUUUUGCAAUAAACCCAUUUAUAGGUUCAUGACUGA
Silurus meridionalis is the source of this 4323-nucleotide messenger RNA. It is a transcript of the gene abtb2a, whose product is annotated as ankyrin repeat and BTB (POZ) domain containing 2a. The record is from RefSeq and is a predicted model, not a curated record. NCBI's taxonomy places the organism in Eukaryota, Metazoa, Chordata, Actinopteri, Siluriformes, Siluridae. The transcript has 17 exons. Gene Ontology annotation, molecular function: protein heterodimerization activity. Bases 253 to 3282 code for a protein of 1009 amino acids.